Molecule: messenger RNA, 1116 nt
Organism: Penicillium antarcticum
Lineage: Eukaryota; Fungi; Ascomycota; Eurotiomycetes; Eurotiales; Aspergillaceae
Product: acetyl-CoA synthetase-like protein
Exons: 1
Coding region: 1-1116 (371 amino acids)
Source: RefSeq, a predicted model, not a curated record
AUGUACAGUACUGUAAAUUUAGAAUACAACUGGAAGGUGGCGAAUAAUAUCUCUAUCCUUAGAAGAGGGGCCACUCGGAUUCAGGACCUGCAGCAGCCUGGGAUCACAGUGUGUCAGAUUGAUCAGCGACUUUCCAGACGGGCGGGUGGCGGAUCGGAUGGCUGGUCAGAUACCGGCACUCCAAGAGACAUCCUCGGUGAAUUGAAUUUGAUCAAUGUUCCUGUACCCAUCCUCGCUCAAAAGACAAAGACAAUCUUUGCAACAUCGGUGACUGGAUUUUUAGGCAGCCAGGUGGUUCGGGUAUUGCUAGAGGACCCCAGUGUGGGCCACAUUGUGGGCCUAGUGCGUUCGGGUAGUGAAGAGGAAGCCCGAGACAGGAUACGACCUCCUGCUCAACUUGGUCAGUGGUGGCGUGUUGAAUUUGACUCUCAAAUCGAAGUAUGGCUUGGGGAUUUGAGUCUUCCAAGGCUGGGGCUUGACGAUGCGCAUUGGAGGGGCCUCACAGGUCAGAUGCGCAUCGAUGGAAUCACCCACAACGGUGCCCGAGUCAACUGGUUGGAUGACUUCUCGACGCUGAAGCCCACAAAUGUUGACAGUACCCGCACUACCUUGGAGGCCCUGUCCAAAAUGCCAGCACCGUGUCCAUUCACAUACGUGUGCGGGGGGUAUCUCCCAUCGCCAACAGAAACUCGAGAGCAAGUUUUGAAUAAUCUCGCUCAUGCAUGUGGGUAUGAUCAAACCAAGUUUCUAUCACGGAUGAUGGUGGAGAAAUACAAUCGCCGGCUCGACCAAAGGCCGGAUCCGUCAGUCCCGCGGGGACGAGUGGUACAACCGGGAUAUCUGGCAGGCACGAGAUGGGAAGGAAUUGCCCACCCCGAAGAUUUCCUGUGGCGCCUGGCUUACAGUAUUCAAUCUCUUGAAACUGUGCGCAGUGAUUUGCGGAAAGCACAUAUACCGGUGGCAGGAGUAGAACAAAUGACUUCCCUUGUGGUGGGGAGUGUUCUGAAUCCGCAGGGCAAACAAACAGUGGAUUGCCACGAUGGGGUGUCAAUUGAGACUUUUUUGCAGGAUUCUCACCAGCCGCAGUGGUCGACUGAUCAAGACCAUGGGCCAUAG